Messenger RNA from Rhagoletis zephyria (snowberry fruit fly), 746 nucleotides. RefSeq names its product programmed cell death 5 (gene PDCD-5). NCBI's taxonomy places the organism in Eukaryota, Metazoa, Arthropoda, Insecta, Diptera, Tephritidae. Gene Ontology annotation, cellular component: cytosol; nucleus. Gene Ontology annotation, molecular function: DNA binding. The record is from RefSeq and is a predicted model, not a curated record.
GUGGCAUCACUGCAUUAAUGUCAAAAGUGACUAACCCAAUCGGAGCAUUUUCCAUCAGUUUUCUAGUGUGGUUAUUUUUGCCAUUUUUCUACGAUUUAAAAACAAAGAAAUAUCUAUUAAAGAAUUAUAAUGGCAGACAAUGAUUUGGAUGCUUUACGAGCUGAGCGUUUGGCGCAAUUACAGCAGCAAUAUGGUGGCAGCGGUGGCAACAAUGCAGAAAAGCAACAAGCACAACAGGAGCAGAUGCGUCAGCAGGAGGAAAUGAAGCACUCUAUACUCUCGCAAGUGCUAGACCAGCAGGCACGCGCACGACUGAAUACACUAAAAAUAAGCAAACCUGAAAAGGCACAAAUGUUCGAAAAUAUGGUCAUACGUAUGGCACAAAUGGGUCAAGUUCGUGGUAAACUUGAUGAUACCCAAUUUAAAAGUAUUCUCGAAAGUAUAAACGCUCAAAUGCCACAGAGUAAAUCAACUGUUAAAUAUGAUCGAAGACGUGCCGCCAUUGACUCAGACGAUGAUGAUGAUUAUGGUUGCUGAUUGCCGUAUGCUCUCGAGGGCUACAUAUGUAUGACAGUGGCUUAAAAUCUAAUCAAUGCAACAUUGUAGAUAAACGUAUUUAUUCACUUAAGAAUUAAAUGUUGCAUUCUCUUAUUUACGAUUAUUUGCCCCUCGCAGAAAAUUAUGAUGUUAUAAGUUAAAGCAGCUUUCAAUAUAGCCGCGUGGCCAUUCACUAUUUUUUUUGCCAG